Vigna angularis (adzuki bean) is the source of this 657-nucleotide messenger RNA. RefSeq lists its product as uncharacterized. Gene Ontology annotation, molecular function: nucleic acid binding; zinc ion binding. The record is from RefSeq and is a predicted model, not a curated record. NCBI's taxonomy places the organism in Eukaryota, Viridiplantae, Streptophyta, Magnoliopsida, Fabales, Fabaceae. The transcript is spliced from 2 exons. Bases 46 to 543 code for a protein of 165 amino acids.
UAUAUCAGCAGAUUCGAGUAUCUGUCUCGUUUUUACUCUCAAGCUAUGUCUGAAGAGUGGAGAUGCCAACGAUUUGAACAAGGAUUAAGGCACGAACUAAUGAAGAUGAUCGUGCCCCUAGAAAUCAAGAAAUUCCCAGCCUUGGUAGAGAAAGCAAAGAAGUUAGAAAAGAUAGAGGUCAAUCCAAAUCGAAUUAUGAAGGUUCAAAAGGAUAAGUUUCCUGCUAGAGAACAAUUGAGGAAGCCGUAUCUGAAACCUCAGCAACCUAUUUAUGGAUCUGUGAAAUGUUAUGAGUGCGGGGGUCCGCAUUACAGGAGAGAAUGCCCAAAACUCUCUGGUAAAAAGAAUGAUGCGAAGAAAUGUUUUAACUGCAAUAAGCCAGGGCAUUUUGCUUACAACUGCCCUGAAAAUAUUGUAAAGAUUGAACCACAACAACCCAGUCCUUCUGAGGAAAAGCCCAAAGCAGCAGGAAGGGUUUUUGCUAUCACUGGAGAAGACGCAGCGAAGCCAGAUGAUGUUUCAGGUAAAGUUGAAGAAGUUUAGUGCGAGGAUGCGAUGGGAAAACCUCUAUGGGAUUUUAGAACAUGUAUUUUAAAUUGUGAAAUGUGUGGUUUGUAAUUUUCAAGAGUUUUAAUAUUUAGUUUGUACUUCAAUAAA